AUGGAUAUCAAUCAUCGUUUAAAUGAUGUUGAACAAUCAUCAACGGUUUAUAUUCAUCAAGCUGAAAAAUUUCAUGCUGACGCAACUCAUUUAUCAUCACUUUUAGAAAAAUCUUUUAUCGAAGCCGAACAAUUUAUCAAUAAUCGCAUGCAAAUAUUAGCAACACAAAAUAUUGAAACAAAUCAACGAUUAGACAAUGAACAAGCACUAUUAUUAGCUAUACGUUCAAAACUUGAUACAACAUUAACUAAAUUAACACAAUGUCAUCAAGAAGCAAUACGUUUACAAUCAAAUACUGAUUCUCGUUUUCGUUUAAUGAUUAAUACAGCUAAAGGUCGUUUAGAACAAGUCGAAAGACUUAAAACAAAAAUGAUACGAUAUGAAAAUUCACUUGAAAUAGCAUCACCAAUAUGUGAAGAUACAAAUAGAAUUUUAUCAAAAUCUGAUAAUUCAACAACAAGAAAAUUUCAAGAUGAAUUAAAACAUGUAACUGAAAAAUUAAAAAAAGUUAUUGAUCUAGGUAAAGAAACUCGAAAUGAAACACAAAUAUUACAUGGACAAUAUGAUACUGAUGUUAAUCGUCAUAUGGCUACAUUAAUGCGUCAUGAUAAAACUGAACGAGAACAAAUGAGUAUAUUAAUUGAACAUAAACAAAGUUUAUUACGUGAAAUUGAUUGGAUAAAUGAACAAAAAAGAAUUAUUGAUAAUUUUAUAUCGAAAAUGGCUCCAACACUUGAUAAAUGUUUAUGUGAAGGACCAUCGAUAAAUAAUACUAAUCGUACCGUUCGAUAA
Molecule: messenger RNA, 792 nt
Organism: Rotaria sordida
Lineage: Eukaryota; Metazoa; Rotifera; Eurotatoria; Philodinida; Philodinidae
Source: the annotation of a GenBank genome assembly